CAGCUCAGCCGUGAUUAAUCUCCGAUUAGGUUGUUUUCGAUUGAUUCUCUUCGUCUCUGCAGCAAGCGACCCAUAAAAAAAAAACCCUAAUUUUAUCAAUUCGAAUUCUUAAUUUCAGAUGGGUGAACAUUCACCUUCUCAACCAUCUUCACAUACUCAUCUCCCUGACCAACCACAAUCACCCAAUCCCGAAAACCCUAAUCCAAUCCCACCGGAAACCAACGAUGACGACUCCGUUUCGUCCGUCGGAGUUUCUGGCUCAAUUGUGUCAUCAACCACCAUUGAAGCACCACGGGUCACUGAAUUAGGUAAUGUAUCGUCUCCACCUUCCAAAAUCCCACUCCGUCCUCGAAAAAUCCGGAAGCUUUCACCCGAAGACGAGGCUUCCGGUAACAGCGACGGGUUCAAGCCUGAGCAUAAUAGCCUCUCUCAGAUGAUGACGCCGACGGCUACAAAUCCAGCCGUGAAGAGUAAAUUAUCACAGUCACGGGCUGUAACCGUGCCGAGAAUCCACGCGAGGUCUCUCACCUGUGAAGGCGAGCUUGAAGCAGCGCUUCACCAUCUCCGAAGUGUUGAUCCUCUGCUCGCGUCGUUAAUUGAUAUCCAUCCGCCACCAACGUUCGAGACUUUUCAUACUCCGUUCUUGGCUCUCAUUAGAAGCAUCCUUUACCAGCAGUUAGCAGCUAAAGCAGGGAAUUCUAUCUACACACGCUUCCUUGAAAUAUGCGGAGGUGAAAAUGGCGUCGUCCCAGAGACUGUCUUGCCUUUAACACCUCAACGGCUUCGUCAAAUAGGUGUUUCUGGGCGUAAAGCUAGUUACCUUCAUGAUCUUGCUAGGAAAUAUCAAAAUGGGAUCUUGUCGGAUUCUGGAAUAGUUAACAUGGAUGAGAAAUCUUUGUUCACGAUGCUAACGAUGGUGAAUGGGAUCGGGUCAUGGUCGGUUCAUAUGUUUAUGAUAAACUCUCUUCAUAGACCCGAUGUCUUGCCAGUUAAUGACCUUGGUGUUAGGAAAGGUGUGCAGAUGCUUAAUGACUUGCCGUAUUUGCCUCGUCCAUCUCAAAUGGAGCAGCUUUGUGAGAAAUGGCGCCCGUAUAGAUCAGUAGCGUCAUGGUACAUGUGGCGGCUUAUUGAAUCUAAAGGUACACCACCAAAUGCUGCGGCUGUGACAGCCGGAGCUGCUCUUUCGUUUCCACAGUUGGAAGAUAUUCAACAACAGCAACAACAACAACAUCAGCAACAACAGCCUCAGCUUAUGGACCCUCUUAAUAGCGUGUUCAGUAUCGGGGCAUGGGGACAAACGUAGCUGACUUGGCACAAUAAAUUUGUUGUUUUUCAUGGCGGGAUAGGGAUUCUGGUCCGGUGGUCUUUGGCUAUUGUCUGGUGAAGAAGUCUUAGUUCCGCAGCUAGGAAAUAAGAAUAUAGAAGGCCACGGAACAGAAAUCUUACUAGCUGAGUGAAGAGUAUGUAAGAUUUAGUUUACUUAAUGAACUUUUACAUCGAUUAUCUUUUGUUGGAGAAUUGAACAGUUGUCUAAAGAACCAUCUAAAGCGUCUCCUAAUUCGUAUCUAAAACAGAGCUUCAUCUAUA
Molecule: messenger RNA, 1587 nt
Organism: Capsella rubella
Lineage: Eukaryota; Viridiplantae; Streptophyta; Magnoliopsida; Brassicales; Brassicaceae
Exons: 2
Coding region: 119-1303 (394 amino acids)
Biological process (GO): base-excision repair; base-excision repair, AP site formation; DNA alkylation repair
Cellular component (GO): protein-DNA complex; nucleus
Molecular function (GO): alkylated DNA binding; DNA-3-methyladenine glycosylase activity; DNA-7-methylguanine glycosylase activity
Source: RefSeq, a predicted model, not a curated record